GGUGAGUAAAUGAUGACAGAUUUUUCAUUUUACGGUGAAGUAUCCAUUUAAAUGUGAUGACAUUGAACAUUUUGAAUGACAAAGGGGCAAAUUCUUGUUUGCAUUGGCAUUACAUCAAAUGUACAGUGUUUACUGGUGCCUGUUGGAUUGAAUUUAAAGGAACAGCACACCAAUUAAAAACAUCUCUGUUCUAACAAACAUGCGGUAAAACCAAAAAGCCAUAAUGCCCCGAUCAUUCUUUAUUCUUUUACGAAUAUUUUGUUUUAUUCUACCUUAGUCAUUUCAAGGCAGGGGCCCAUUAAACAAUAAACGGAAUAUUUUCCAACGCAGCUUAUCUUUGCUGUGAUUCCAGUCUAUUUAUCUGUCCCUAUGGAAACGCAAAUGCUUUUCAUUGUUAUUCCAUGGGGAAUGUCAGCAUUAUUGUGCAGUGACCUUUACUCCCAUCCUCACCGUCUCCCAGCCUGUCUGAGGGAAAGGUUGCAGUCUAACUCUGACUAGAAAUUACAUAACCUUGCUGUUUGACAGCACCACACAUCAAAUCCAGAAAGUCAGGGAGGCGGGAGAUCUGGGAAACAGGGAUUGGUUACCUGUCAGAUCUGGAAAGUUCCAAACAAAGUUAUGAGCAGCUUCACUGAGCCUCCAAAACACGACACACACACACUGCGCGAGGCAACAUGGGAGAGGUACAGAUCGUACAUGAGGUUAGAAAUGACGCAGCUGACGGGUUAAAUGGGCAUUUGGCGGAGGUGAAAGAGUUGAUUGGACGAUCUCUAGAAGCCAAAAAGUUUGCAUACUGUCCCUACAGCAAGUUUAGAGUCGGGGCGGCACUUCUGACACACGACGGGACGGUUUUCACAGGAUGUAAUGUGGAGAACGCGUGCUUCUGUUUGGGAAUCUGUGCAGAGAGAACCGCCAUCUCAAAAGCCGUCUCUGAGGGACACAGAGAUUUCAAAGCCAUCGCAAUCGCAAGUGAUAUGUGUGAGCAGUUCAUUUCUCCAUGUGGUGGCUGCAGACAGUUUAUGAGAGAGUUUGGUGCUAACUGGGAUGUGUAUUUGUCCAAACCUGAUGGCUCCUAUGUGGAGAUGAGAGUUGGGGACCUGCUGCCUGCAUCUUUUGGCCCAGAGGACUUAAAAGUGAAGAAAAAUAAUAUUAUGAAUGAGUUUUGAAGACUUGUGUUCUAGAGCAGUGGUUCUUUUUGUCGUAAGGGCCCCUUGUGUAGGGUGCAUCACUCCCCACCAAAUAAAGACGUAAUGAUCUUAAACUUAAAAUGUUAAUUUCAUAAAAUGCCACAAAAACUUCAACCCUCUUAGAUCCAUCUAAAUGUCCCCCAGUUUGAGAACCACUGUUCUAGAGGAUGUGAUUUACAGGAGCUUACCUGAAGACGUGUAUAGGUGUUAUGAAUGCUGUAUAAAACUGUGUAUUAAAAGACAUGUAUGUACUGUACAUUAUAUUCAUGAAUAUAAAUAGUUUUUCCUUUAAAUAAACAUACGAUCGAUCUUA
Triplophysa rosa is the source of this 1500-nucleotide messenger RNA. It is a transcript of the gene cdab, whose product is annotated as cytidine deaminase b. Gene Ontology annotation, cellular component: cytosol. The transcript has 4 exons. The record is from RefSeq and is a predicted model, not a curated record. Gene Ontology annotation, molecular function: zinc ion binding; cytidine deaminase activity. The coding region runs from base 675 to 1166 and encodes 163 amino acids. NCBI's taxonomy places the organism in Eukaryota, Metazoa, Chordata, Actinopteri, Cypriniformes, Nemacheilidae.